This is a messenger RNA of Uranotaenia lowii, 644 nucleotides long. RefSeq lists its product as uncharacterized. Bases 18 to 644 code for a protein of 208 amino acids. The transcript has 2 exons. Lineage: Eukaryota; Metazoa; Arthropoda; Insecta; Diptera; Culicidae. The record is from RefSeq and is a predicted model, not a curated record.
CUACGAAGAAUCCAAACAUGAAGCUGUUGAUCGUAUUCGCCCUUCUUGGGUUGGGCUUUGCCAGCGCCAAUCUUCGCACGGAGAUGGAUACGGUGAUCGGAUACCUUAACAUCGAGGAAGUCCGCCGAAUCUAUCAGCGUUACAUUGCUGCUGAUCGAGAAGUCGCCGAAAUUUACUCCUUCCUGCAGUCUCCGAUUGCCGAUGAAGCCUUCCAGAUUCUGUUCGCGAAUGAGGAAAUGCGUGAGAUCUCUGCUUGGGCCAAUGAACGAGGUGUCGAUUUGUACAGCUACUUGAGCAACAUCCUGUUCGUCCUGGGUUUGCGUCCGAUUCCACCUCGUAGAAGUGUUCGAGGUCCGGUGACGUUGGCUGGAUUCGGAUGGCGUGGAAUGAUGGAUGAGAUUGAAGCUGCCAUGAAUUGGGAUGGCGCAACUGCUCAGGCUCAGGUGUUCAUCAACACUCCCGGAAGUGAGUAUGGCGAGUUGCAUCGGAUGAUCCAGGCCCAGCACGAUCCCAUUCAUGAUUCGUUCCAUGACCCAACUGUGACUCGAUUCUUCGAUCAGCUGCGAGUUUUUGGAGUCCAGGUUGAUGAAACGCGAGCUCGGCUCUAUCACUGGUACGGAUGGGAUGAUCAUCAUCACCAUUAA